Messenger RNA from Nymphalis io (European peacock), 6942 nucleotides. It is a transcript of the gene Npc1a, whose product is annotated as NPC intracellular cholesterol transporter 1. The coding region runs from base 185 to 4171 and encodes 1328 amino acids. The transcript has 22 exons. NCBI's taxonomy places the organism in Eukaryota, Metazoa, Arthropoda, Insecta, Lepidoptera, Nymphalidae. The record is from RefSeq and is a predicted model, not a curated record. Gene Ontology annotation, molecular function: lipid carrier activity. Gene Ontology annotation, cellular component: membrane.
UGAGUAUAUAACCACUACGUAUUAGUUCAGUCGAUGAAUGGAGGAUAUAAAAUACUCUUGUGCAAACUGUGACCACAAUUUUUUAAAAUUUGUGUCGACUCCAUCUUCUUAUUAGUUUUUGUGGUGUGUAAUUAAGGCAUGACGUUAUACAUAUAAAUUUAUAUUUGUGAAGUUUGACUUGACAAUGGUUGGCGUCGGUGAAAUGUUUUUGCGAAGGUUUCUAUCAACCUUCUUCGGAUAUCUGCUUCUUAUACACAUAGCGGAAUACAUUCCAACCGCGUCUGCAGAAGGUCAUUGCGUGUGGUAUGGCGUAUGUAAAAACGGGACUGAGAAAACGCUAAAUUGCUACUACGAUGGUCCCGCCAAGCCCCUCGAUGAAAGUGCACGGCCCAUCAUCGAGAAGUAUUGCCCAGAUAUCGCAGCCGGUGGCCUCACUUGCUGCGACAAAGACCAAUUGCAGAAUUUAAACGACAACAUUAUAAAAGCAGAGAAUAUCCUGUCACGAUGUCCGUCUUGUUUGGACAACUUCUACAAACACAUUUGCGGGAUGACCUGCUCGCCGAAGCAGAGCGACUUUUUGAUGCCCAAACUUGAACAGUUCAAUUCUACACACAAGAGGAUAGUGGAGCUUAGUUAUCAUCUCAGCGCGACGUACAUGAACGACACUUACAGUUCGUGUGCGAAUGUCCAAAUGCCAUCAACUAACCAGCUCGCCAUGGACCUCAUGUGCGGCGACUACGGCUCCAGUUUCUGCACUCCACAGCACUGGUUCGAUUACAUGGGCGACAAGGACACGCCCGCCGUGCCGUUCCAGAUAAAUUACAUCAGUGGAGAUGAACCGGUCGAUGGAUUCACGCCUUACAACCCACCCACCAUGCCCUGCAACGUUGGCUUGCCUGGCCAGCCGGGCUGCUCGUGCCUGGACUGCCUGCAGGCGUGCCCCGCGCCGCCGCCCGCGCCGCCCGCGCCGCGCCCCUUCGUGCUGCUCGGCGCCGACGGGUACGCCGUCAUCAUGGCCAUCGUCUUCCUCAUCUUCACCACGCUGUUCCUCAGCGGCGUCUACUGCUGCAACCAGCAGGAGAACGUUGUCGAGUGGGCGGGCGGCGCGCGGCGCGGCGGGCCCGAGACCAGUCCGCUGCACAGCCAUCGCUCCAGCGUUGCUUCAGAAAACAAUCAGGAGAUGGCAACGAAUCCCACGUCAGCUGGUUGGUCGAUAGAUCAGCCGGACGGCGCGGAAGACGCGACGUUCUUUGAGAAACUCGGUGCGGAGACUGAGACGAAAUUGGAGGAUUUCUUCCAGUGGUGGGGCUGUUUAAUGGCGUCGAAACCUUGGAUUGUUCUAUUCCUGGGUCUCUGUGUAAUCGUCGCCCUCGGGCACGGCAUAAGGUACAUGCAAGUGACGACCAAUCCGGUGGAACUGUGGGCGGCUCCGAACUCCCGUUCACGUCUCGAGAAGAAGUACUUCGACUCGCACUUCGAGCCUUUCUACAGGACUGAGAUGUUGAUCAUCAGCUCGAAGGGUCUGCCCGAUGUGGAGUACAACUCGCCGGACGGUAACGUCAUGUCGUUCGGUCCAGUGUUCAACUCUACCUUCCUCUUGAAAGUCCUCGAUUUACAAAAUAGGAUUAUGGCUCUCGGCAACAAGAGUCGCAUCGAGGACAUUUGCUUCGCCCCAAUGUCCUCCCCGUUCAGCGGGCCCGUGACGGCCGACAACUGCGCCGUGCAGUCCGUGUGGGGCUGGUGGGAGAACGACCCGGAACAGAUCACGGACUACCUCGAAGACAACCAGUACCUCGAAAAAGUGCUGUCCUGCUCCAAGAACCCGUACAGCUGCCUGUCGGUGUGGGGCGGGCCCGUGCUGCCGGGCGUGGCGCUGGGCGGCUUCCUGUCGCCGGCCGAGCCGCUCGCCAAGACGUCGCGCUUCCACCGCGCCACCGCGCUCAUCCUCACCUUCCUCGUCAACAACCACCACGACAAGGAGAAGCUGAAGCCGGCUCUCGAAUGGGAGGAAGAGUAUAUCAAGUUCAUGAAAAAUUACACUGAAAACGAAAUGCCCUCGUACAUGGACAUCGCCUACAGUUCCGAGAGGUCGAUCGAGGAUGAACUGGACAGGGAAUCGAAAUCGGAUGUAUCCACCAUACUCGUGUCGUACUUCAUCAUGUUCGCGUACAUCACCAUAUCUCUGGGGAGAUUCACCACAUGCUCCAGGCUACUAAUCGACAGCAAGAUAACACUUGGUCUGGGGGGUGUACUGAUCGUGCUGGCGUCCGUGGUGUGUUCUAUGGGCAUCUUCGGAUUCUGUGGCGUGGCGGCGACGCUCAUCAUAGUGGAGGUGAUCCCGUUCCUGGUGCUGGCCGUGGGCGUGGACAACAUUUUCAUCCUCGUUCAGACCAGCCAGCGAGAACCGCGUCGCCCCGACGAGACCGUGCCGCAGCACAUCGGCAGAACGCUGGGCCAGGUGGGCCCGUCGAUGUUCCUGACGUCGGUGUCGGAGUCGGUGUGCUUCUUCCUGGGCGCGCUGAGCGACAUGCCGGCGGUGCGCGCCUUCGCGCUGUACGCGGGCGCGGCGCUGCUGGUGGACUUCCUGCUGCAGGUCACGUGCUUCGUGGCGCUGCUGGCGCUGGACACGCGGCGCCAGAACGCCAACCGCUUCGACGUGCUGUGCUGCGCCGCCGGCACCAAGGCGGACGGCGCGCCGCAGCCCGACGGCGCGCUCUUCAACCUGUUCCGCUGCGUCUACGUGCCCUUCCUCAUGAAGCGCGAGGUGCGCGCCUCCGUCAUGAUCAUCUUCUUCGCCUGGCUCUGCUCGUCCGUCGCGGUGGCUCCUCACAUAGAUAUAGGUCUCGACCAGGAACUUUCGAUGCCGCACGACAGCUUCCAGCUGAAGUACUUCAAACAUUUGAACCAAUAUUUGAAUAUUGGCCCACCGGUAUACUUCGUUGUGAUGGAUGGAUUGGAUUACUCGGAUCGCGACGUUCAGAACAUGGUCUGCGGGACCAGAUACUGCAGGACUGAUAGUAUUGCAAUGCAGCUGUAUUCUGCGUACCGUACUCCGAACUUAACGUACAUCGCUCAACCACCGAACUCGUGGCUGGACGACUUCUUCGACUGGUCCGCAGCGUCCGCCUGCUGCAAGUACUUCCCCUCAAACAGCAGCUUCUGUCCCAACGAUUACACGACGUCCCCGCCGUGCCGCAAGUGCGACAUCCCGCUGGAGGGCCCGGAGCAGCGGCCCAGCUCCGCCGACUUCCAGCACUACGUGCCCUUCUUCCUGCAGGACAACCCCGGGUUCUCCUGCCCCAAGGGCGGCCACGCCGCCUACUCGCACGCCGUCAACUACGUGAGCAACCGCACGCACACCCGCAUCGGUGCCACGUACUACCAGGGCUACCACACGGUGCUGAAGACGAGCGCGGACUACUACUCGGCGCUGCGCGCGGCGCGCUCGGUGGCCGCCAACCUCAGCGAGACGCUCAACCGGAACCUGCGCGAGGCCGGCAAGAACUCCACCGUCAACGUCUUCCCCUACUCCGUCUUCUACGUCUUCUACGAGCAGUACCUCACCAUGUGGCCCGACACGCUCAAGUCGAUGGGCAUCUCCGUGCUCUCCAUCUUCAUCGUCACCUUCGUUCUGAUGGGCUUCGACCUCUUCUCCGCUCUGGUCGUCGUCAUCACUAUCACGAUGAUCGUGGUCAACCUCGGCGGUCUCAUGUACUGGUGGGGUAUCAGUCUCAACGCCGUGUCGCUUGUUAACUUGGUGAUGGCGGUGGGCAUCGCGGUGGAGUUCUGCUCGCACCUGGUGCACUCGUUCAGCGUGUCGGGCGGCGGCUCGCGCGUGGCUCGCGCGUCGCACGCGCUGGCCACCAUGGGCUCGUCCGUGCUGUCCGGCAUCACGCUCACCAAGUUCGGCGGGAUCAUCGUGCUCGGCACCGCCAACAGCCAGAUCUUCCAGGUGUUCUACUUCCGCAUGUACUUGGGCAUCGUGCUGUUCGGCGCGGCCCACGGUCUGAUAUUCCUGCCCGUCAUGCUCAGUUAUAUCGGGUCGCCGGUCAACAAGCAGAAGCUGGCGCGGCAGCUGCUGCGCGGGAAGGAGGCGGUCGCGGAGACGUCGCUCACGCGAGUAAGCGCGCCAACACACCGACACUAUAACUUUGACACGCUACUCGCGUGAACGCUUGCACGCACGAGACUGGACGUUCACGUCCGGGGACUUUGACUCGGCUUUGAAUCAGUUAAAUUUAAAAAAAAAAAGAUCGAUACAAUCGUUUGCUUGAUUGUAUUUUAUUACUAUUGUCAACUUUGAGCAGUUGUCGAUCAUUGUAUUCAUUUUUUCGUAAGUAUAAUAAUAAAAAAAAAAGAAUUUAAGUCAAAUGCCCUGUCGUUUAAAUACUUCGUUCGAUUCAGAGUCGUAAUCGGCGAACCGUUUCCGAUUGUCCAUUCAUUACGCGCCUCGUUCACUUCUUCGAUAUUCAAUCUAAAAUGCUCUUUAUGUUGUUGAUAUACGAUUGAUUAUUGAUAUAACGGUUAGGAGGUAGCUUGCACGAUUACCUUUUUACAGCAGAAGUGAUGAGUAAGUUAUGAGAAAUGAGAUUUUAACAUGAGCUUUGCUACUACGUACGUGGUAAUGUUAAAAUUUUGUUUCCUUAAAUUGAAUGGGACAAAUAGUGACGUGCAAUGUUCAAUCUCGUUUCAAUCACUAACUUAUCGAUAUUUUGUAUUUGUAAAAAAUAAAUCUGGUUGAGUUUCACAGCACUGUUGCAAUAUUAUUUAAGCUGCUGUUGAACUUGGUCACAUGUGUUUUUGCGACACUUGGCAACUUUCGAUUGCAUUUUGGUGUUAUGUUUAAUAACGAGAAAGUUGAAUUUGUCGCACUGACUUGUACACGGGAAUCUGGUACUCCCUUUCUUGAUAAUAAAAUUAUUAGCAUUUAUAUGUAAAGGAGAUUUGCAAUCGACUAGAUAACUAGUUUAUUUUUUUAUUAAAAAUUAUAAAUACAUUAUGUGUACAGUAUAUAAUUGAGAUUUUUAAUUAGAAUAUUCAUGUCGAAUUGCAAUGUUCCUUAAAGGUUUCGGUUCUAACCACUGGUUGGUUGAAGGGACCUGUAGAAUAUUAAUUUUCCUUCAAAUUUUGCAUGUUUCGUAUAUCAUAUGUAGAUGUAUAUCGACAUUAGUCAUUCCUAAUAUUUCGAAUUUAAUUAUUUUUGAUGAUGUUAUUUAUCGAUACAUCUGCGAGUACGUCUCUACAAUCGCAUUUGAACGUAGCAGCUUCUUGUACUUGUACUUAAGUUCGCGAUGUUUACGGACCUAAAUUGACCUAAAUACUAAAUACGCGCGGAUUUAUUUCGAAUAUUCAUAGUAUAUAUAAUUAUAUUUGUACGUAGUUAAAUCGCGUUUUAUAAUAUACCUUAUACAUACAUAUUGCACAAGGCUUUAAUUUCGUUGCUAAUUACGCAAAUAUAUUUUUUAUAAUUAUUGUUUUCUGCGCUUCGAUUCUUUAUUUUUUUUUUUCAAGAAUUUUUUUAUUUAUAUCCUGUGCUUCAUGUAUUUUAUAAAUUAUAAGUUAUUUGGUAUAGUAUUAACGUAUGAAGUAAUUGAAAAUAAUUUAUAUAAUUAGUUUCUUACGUUCGUAAAUUUUGUUUACUAUCAGAACAAAGGCUUAAAUCUUUAAUUAAGUAAUAGAUGUUUAUAAAAAAAAUCAUUUUACAUCCAGUGACGUAUAAAUGUAAAGUGGGUAUAAUUUUAUUGUAACACGCUGUAGUUUAAAAAAAAAAAAACAAGAAAUAUUUUUAGAGAAUUGUAUUUGGAAUAAAAUUUUAUACCAAUUUGAAUUCAUAAAGAUAUUGUAGUUUGUUAUUUGUAGCAAUCUUAAAGGCUAAUGUUUAGGGAAAUAUAAUUUCUCAAUUGGAAAAUUUCCAAAGGAAUUGAUCCAAGGAAAUGGCGUCAAAGUAAUUGAUCCUUCAGAUAUAUGGAGUGACGCUAGUUGAUGAGAGAUGCGUUUUUAAAGACCACCAUAAAUUUAUAUUACUCAUUUUGUAUGAUGCUAAUUCUGUUACUAUAUAAUCGUUAGACAGUACUAAAACACUAGCUGUCCUUUGACCUUUUUGUCCAACUGUUAUUGCAAAUGGUCGUAUGUGCAAUGUGUACUUAUCAUUUCAAAACCGCCUCUUUAAACGUUAAAAACGUAUAUUUAAAACUUAGCAUUUGAUUUAUAUAAAAAAAAAAUAUAAUUUUAAAAAUUGGAUCAAUUUUUUUUUUUCACGAGCUUCUGCACUUGUAGCGAACAAAGAGAACAAAGAUUGUAUAUUACGGAAUAGUAUUAUUUGCUUAAAAUAUGAUUGUGCGUCAAUUAUUUUCAAGGUAAGUGAAAGUCCCGUCGCUGGUUGUAAAAGUCGUGUCAGUGAAAACGAUUAUAAUUUAAAUAUUUAUUGUGUUUAUUUACUAAACUAACAAUGUGGGAAGCGUUAGGUAAUUAACUUAUUUCUAAAAUUGGUGUCGGUUUAUUUAUUUUUUAUUUCUUCAUAAACGAAAUAUAAAGAGGCGCGUAUUUUUACAGGUACGCCUUUAAAGACCAAGGAAAUUAAGAAAAUGUAAUUAUUUAUAUCGUUUUGUAAUUUAGCUCUUUUGGUGAUUUUACGAUAUAUCUAUAGUUUAGUCAAUGUGAUGUUAUUCCCUGAGAUUUUUCUUAGUAUUGCCCUCUAUGUUCCUAUAUGAUUGUAUAGACGAUUGAGUAUUGAUAUCAAAUAUGUUAACGAAUUGUCUUAAUUAAUAUGCAAAUAUAACAAUAAUUGUUAAUAAAGAUUCGAAUGUUUCUAACUGAACUGAAUCUCCUACUUAAAGUUAGUACUUAAAUAGAGGGAAACGCUUUCAUUGUCCAAAGGUUAUGGUUUAAUUUAAUGUAAUAACCGACAACUUAUUGUAAUAGAAAUAAAUUACGUUUUUUUUU